GGACGUUUCGGCUGGCGUUCGAAAACGCCCGCUGCAGGGGCAUGUCUACGGGCGGGUUAGAUAGCCGUUGGCUGCAAUGUUUGAAUUUGACUUGGAGCUUGGGAUGUCGAUGGCGCCUAUCGGUCGUGGAACCGUUGUCCCGUCGGUCAUCAGCAGUGCUCCCCUAUAUUGUUGCCCUCUGUCGUGUUCGAAAGCUGCGAGCUCCGUUCCUUGUACUUACCGGGAUGAGCACAUGGCUGACAUGCUGAGGAAGACGACUCUCAUCAUUUUCCUAGUUGGGGCGUUGCUACUGGUGAUCAUUCUGCACUUGUGGCAAGUGGUCGGCACUUUCAACCGCGUUGGAAGGAGGAGGGGUUCGAAGAAGCUUCGACAGGCUGCAUCGGUGAAGACAGGCAUGGGCGAUGGAUACGGAAGGGGGGCAGAGGGUUAUGGGAUCGGCAGAGGGGGCUAUGCAGUAGGGGGUGGGGCGGAGCAGAGCGUGCAUCACAGAUUUGAUCCCAAUCUGUAUUCGCAUCUGCCCCCUCACCAGCAGCCGUUGCCUUAUGACAUUACGUGGGCGCCGCCUUCGUCCACCCUGGAUCUGGCAUGGGGGUCGACUCAGACGUCUUACGACACACCUGCCAGAGUGGACGAACGGAGAGGGGGGCUUGGUCCCAUGUCCACACUGCUGGCAGACAUGCGGGAAGGACGCAGUCUUCCAGUUGACCUGCAACUCUCUCCAUCCACCACCAUGGAUGUGUCGAGAACGGUCGUCAUUAACGACAACGGCCAAGGCUGCGGGAGCACCUCUCAGACGAUGCAAGACGCCGGCUUCGACGAUGGGAUUUCACACCUCCGGUCGAACCGGGUGCCAACGUCCGUGGCGAGCGAACCCCAACCUGUGCCGACUCCUGUUCAUCGCCCGUCGUCUACCGCCCCCUACGUGCAGGCAGGGAGUUGUGACGUGUCAACGGGUGGUGGAUCCCCUCGUUGUGUGGAGCGCAUUAUAUGCCGCUUCAAUAACAUGCGGGCGACCAGUGACGACGAUGGCGCACGGCAGGGCGGUGCUGCAACAGAAACAGAGCCGGUUGACGUCGACGUCGGCGAUGACGAUGACGAAUACGACGAUGGGGAAGAGGUCGUCGUCAAGGAAGCGACAGCUGGCAGGAAGAAACAACAAGCAUCCAAAGGGCGGGGAAAGGGGAAGUCGACUGGCAAGGAUGGCGGAACGAACGGGGAUGGUGGCGACAGUGGUGGGCGGGCAAAUUGGAAUCUGAACGAGUCCCUGGUCCUUGUGCGCUGCAAGAGAGACCAAGAAGACUAUUUCGCCAAUGCUGGACACAAUUUCGCUCGCAUGAAAACAAAGGACCAGAAAUGGGCGGACAUCGCGAAGAGGAUGGAUAAGGAAGGAGUUCGGCGGGACGGGGAGCAAUGCAUGAAGAGAGAGCUACGCCAUCGCACUUGUGUGGGGGUGCGCACGCGCGCAACGAUGGACAUCCAAGUGGCGCUCAGGGGUCGUGUGCUAGGACGUACCACCACAUGCUAUGAGAUGAGGCAUCGUCGCGGAGAGGACGAUGACAGUGUUUACAACUUCGUGAAACCGACGACGAUCCGCGAAGUGCGGCAGUAUGAGGUGGAUGCAGACGGAGAGACCGUCCUGUACGCCAGUCUGUGUCUGGGAUUCGAGGACGACCUGCUAUGUGAAGCAGUCGGUCACGUGGCCAAGGUCAGUCGAGCCAUCCCCAACCGCUGGGACGGAGGGGUCGACGUGCUUGCGGACAUCAUCGACCUCCUGAUCUGCAACCUCGCCGACGAGUACGGGGAUCACAUGACCGAUCACCCGGAUUUCAGGGUGCACCCCGAUCCUCCGCUGCACGACCGGCCGGGUCUCCGCGGUGACAUCCGGAAAUUCGACGACUAGCUUCGGAUGGAGGUGUUGGCAGCAUGCCACUCGCGGUGACAUUCGCUGUGACGAGCGC
Messenger RNA from Chara braunii, 1958 nucleotides. The record is from the annotation of a GenBank genome assembly. Lineage: Eukaryota; Viridiplantae; Streptophyta; Charophyceae; Charales; Characeae.